CCGGAAGCAGGAAAUGCUUGCUUCCCAUGCUUCGGGGAGAAGGAGACAGUGCGAGUUCCCGAGCAGCUCUUUCAGACUUUUGAAUGUCCCAGAGAGUGAAAUCAACACUGGAUCCACAGCCCUUGAACUUGGAUGGCCUAGGUUGUCCCUGGAUACAGCCUCCCAAAGCACAAGCACGUCCAGCAAGCGAUUUCUUGCCUCAUCCAGUCAGCAGAGAUUCUGUUCCCCAGGGCUAAUAGAGCAGCAUGUCCCAAGCUACUAAGCGCAAACAUGUGGUGAAAGAAGUCCUAGAGGACUACGUGGUUCCUUCAGAGCGGCAACAGGUUGUUCGGGUGCUGGGGACACCAGGCAAUAACCUCCAUGAGGUGGAGACGCCAGAAGGGGCAAGGUUUCUUGUGAGCAUGCCCACCAAAUUCCGCAAGAACAUUUGGAUCAAAAGAGGUGACUUCUUGCUGGUGGAUCCCAUAGAAGAAGGGGAGAAAGUAAAAGCAGAAAUCAGUUCCGUACUGUACAAGGACCAUAUUUGCUAUCUGAAGAAGGAAGGAUACUGGCCUACUGCCUUCUCAUCUGAUGCUUCAGGAACUCAUAGCAGUGCUAAAGCCAGGGAUGGAGCACAAAGCCCCCCACGUUCUGCAGGGGAAGACGACUCCGAGGAUGACGACAGUGACUUGUUUGUGAACACAAACCGUGUGAACUACGGCUGCACAGAGAGCGAGGACAGCAGCGAUUCAGAGGAGGAAGAGAAAUAACUGGGGAGGCCAUGGCAGCAGAGGCCUGGCCAGACCUUUGCUUGUCCCUGCCUCUUCAUCUGGACUGUCAGUCCCUUUGGGAGAAGCUGCUGUGGACAGAGUACAAGGCCAGGCAGCCUUUUCAAUAGCAAAAGCUCCCUCUUUCAAGAGUGCUUUAAUUCCCUCUAGACUGGAUGCUCUACUCCCAGUUCAUGUCCUGUUUCCCUUUUGCCUUAUUUAAUAAAACGGGGUCUAUCCCAUCUUGC
Molecule: messenger RNA, 994 nt
Organism: Eublepharis macularius
Lineage: Eukaryota; Metazoa; Chordata; Lepidosauria; Squamata; Eublepharidae
Gene: EIF1AD
Product: eukaryotic translation initiation factor 1A domain containing
Exons: 7
Coding region: 246-749 (167 amino acids)
Biological process (GO): translational initiation
Cellular component (GO): nucleus
Molecular function (GO): translation initiation factor activity; RNA binding
Source: RefSeq, a predicted model, not a curated record